This is a messenger RNA of Raphanus sativus (radish), 1067 nucleotides long. RefSeq names its product GLABROUS1 enhancer-binding protein-like. Gene Ontology annotation, cellular component: nucleus. NCBI's taxonomy places the organism in Eukaryota, Viridiplantae, Streptophyta, Magnoliopsida, Brassicales, Brassicaceae. Gene Ontology annotation, biological process: regulation of DNA-templated transcription. The transcript has 3 exons. The coding region runs from base 142 to 885 and encodes 247 amino acids. The record is from RefSeq and is a predicted model, not a curated record.
AAAAAGGCAGAUCAAAUUAAGGUCCUUUACUCCUAUAGGCUAUAGGAUUCCCAAACCUAAAUAAAUCAGUCUUCUCCUCACUUUCUCGAGAUUGGAACAAAAAAAAAUAUCAGGGCUUCUCUGCAUGUGAGGAUUGCGACCAUGCCCAUGGUGAAUCUUGAUUUCUCUGACGCAGCCUCUCCACCUUCACAUAUUCUCAGAAAAUCCCCACGGAAACAAGCUUCAGAGCCUUCUCCUCCAGAACCAGCAGCAGCAGCAGCAGCAGCAGUAAAGAAGAAGACGAAGAAGAAGAAGAAGACAUUGGCGAGCAGCAGCAGCAGAAUCUGGAACGAGGAAGAUGAGCUCACUGUGUUAAAAGGGUUAGUGGAUUAUCGAGCCAAGACAGGAAACGAACCCAACAGUAACUGGGCUGACUUUUAUCGUUUCCUCGGUGAUUCCAUCACUGCGAUAUACUCAAAGGAUCAGGUUUUGACUAAGAUCCGCAAGCUGAAAGGUAAGUUCAUUGUUAGCAUGCAGAAAGGAAACACCAGCAACUCUGAAGCCUUCCUACUUUCCAAAAGGAUAUGGGCCCCCCAAAAUGAACCUGAUCAGUCUGUUAAUCACAGCAGCAAGAGUGGUGAUGAAAUGGGUAAUGAAUCAUUACCAAAAGCUGACUUUGAAGGCAAUGACGAGUCAUGGGCUGUGCGGGAUGCGUUCGAGACCAUGGUGUCUAAAGGUUUAAGUGAUUAUCAAAAGAAGUUGCAGCUUGAGAAGCUGAUGAACCUUGGAUCUGGUAAAAGAAAAGAGUUGAGCGAUGAGUGGAAAGAGUUAUGUGCUGAGGAAGUCAAACUCAAUAUCAAGAGGUUUAAGUUUUCUGCUUUGCUUGCAGAGGCUGCUAAAUGGUAACUCUUUGUGAAAAAUAUAUAUAUCUGCUUCAGUGUGUCUAAUAGAAGCACUAUGUUUUCUCUGGUGUCUAAAAAAGAAUCAUGUUUCUCGGCUUUUAUGUAAUCUUAAUGUUAAUGUAAUAAAAAUAUCGGCUUUUAUGUAAUCUUAAUGUUAAUGUAAUAAAAAUAUCGGCUUUUAUGUAA